AUGUCAGAAAAACAUAAAGAAAACAUUUUAGAUCCUUCAGUUAUAUUACAUUCAACUUCCCAGAUUGCGACUGAAUUAAAGGAUCCUUAUGACGCCAUUGCUGCUGCUACUCACGCCAUUAUGCUGAGUGUUGGUUUCCGUUUUGCAGGAUUAGGUGAUGACGCACGCCAAGGUAUAUACGCAUGUUCAAUAUAUACAUAUACAAAUGGAGAUGGUAAUGUAAGGAAGUUACCAGAAGAAUGGAAUGCCAACGGACCUCAUAAUUAUAAUUUUAGAUAUAGUCAUCCGCAAUCAAGUCUGACGUUUGUAAUUAAAAUUGUGAGGUUAGGAGGCAAAUGCAUUAUUUUAGGCUUAGGUAUUGGUGAUAAUAAGACGGCAAUAUUGGAUAUAUCAACAGAAGAUUAUACAUCUGCCUCUUUCUUUCCUUAUAAUACUUCUUCUACUGAUAGGCCUUUAGUGCAUGGUUUUAUUUCUUCCAAUCGAUUUGAAGAUUUUAUUAAAGCAUUUAAAUUGAAUAUAAUUCAACGCUUAAUACCUGGGUUAAAUAAGCCUGGAUAUGAGGAUAAUAGUUCUGUUACUAAUACUGCGGCAAUUACAAAUGAGCCUAAUCCAAAUACAGAAAGAAAUCCUACUACGAGAGUUCCUAUUCCAGGCUCAGCAGAUUUUGAUGAUCCAGCUUACCCUGAUGUAGGUGGAUCUGAUCUACGUCCUUUAGGAGGUGUUCGUAGUGGAAUACGUAUGCCAGGAAGUGGUGAUGGCAUGUUCGUUGGUCCUGAUCAUCCUAUCUUUGGUAAUCGAAGUGGCAAUCGUAGUAGCUUAGACGACCCAUCUGGCUUAUUUGGUGGCCCUGAACCUUUGCCAAGAGGUUCUGUUCCUCCUGGAGCACGAUUUGAUCCUAUAGGGCCUUUUGGAAGAUUACCAGUUAGACCGCCUGGAAGAGGAGGUAAUAACAGUAGACCAAGAAGACCUUUUAGUGGUGAACCUGAUAAUGAUGAAUUAUUACCUCCCGUAAAUUAUAUUUAA
Molecule: messenger RNA, 1023 nt
Organism: Cokeromyces recurvatus
Lineage: Eukaryota; Fungi; Mucoromycota; Mucoromycetes; Mucorales; Mucoraceae
Product: PI31 proteasome regulator N-terminal-domain-containing protein
Exons: 6
Coding region: 1-1023 (340 amino acids)
Biological process (GO): proteasome-mediated ubiquitin-dependent protein catabolic process
Molecular function (GO): endopeptidase inhibitor activity; proteasome binding
Source: RefSeq, a predicted model, not a curated record